AUGGCGACCGUCACAGAAGCUGUAAAAGAGUCCCUACUGGGCUCAUCGGCUCCCUCAAGCCUGUCGACAGAGUCGCGCAUGACCUUCCUGCGACAUGCAAACAAGGAUGAAGAUGGAGAGCUUUACAUGAACGAGGAGGAUUUUAUCAAUGCCAUCGCGCCACCAGAGGAAGAUUAUCACAAAAUUAAACGGGAACAAUAUGGCAUCCUCUUCGGGGUCGCGGACCGUCACAAGCGCGGUAAAAUCACCAUGUCGGAAUGGGCCGCCUUUGACAAUCUCCUCGCCAAAUCGGACGCAGAGUAUGAGAUCGCUUUCAGGUUGUUCGACGAAGAUGGUACUGGUUCGAUCAAGUCAGACACCUUCCAAAAGAUCUACGAACAGAACAGAGGCCAAGAGAGUAUCCCCUUUGAUUUCAACUCGGAAUGGGCUUCGCUAUAUAUUGGUGGGAAAAAUAAGAGACAUGAGAUGACCUACCCACAAUUUGCGCAGAUGAUGCGUGGUUUGCAGGGCGAGCGCAUCCGGCAGGCAUUCCAUUUGUACGACAAAGAUAAAGAUGGCUAUAUCGACCCAGAGGAUUUUGAACGCAUCAUCCGAGCCACUGCGGGACAUAAGUUGUCCGACCACCUCUUGGAGAACCUGCCAACUCUGUGCAAUAUCUCGUCGGGCACCAAGAUCUCGUAUGCAAAUGUCCGCGCCUUCCAGAACGUCAUCCGCGAGAUGGACCUACUCGAUCUGAUCAUCCGUAACGCCACCGCAAAAUCUCCAGACGGCAGGAUUGAUCGUACGGAUUUCCUCAACGAGGCUGCUCGGUUGACCCGCUUUUCUCUCUACACCCCCAUGGAAGCCGACAUCUUGUUUCACUUUGCCGGUCUCGACACCCCUUCCGGCCGGUUGGCUCUAGAUGACUUCGCCAAGGUUUUGGAUGCCAGCUACCAAACAGCCGGUGCGAAAUUGAAUGCUGUGGCCGAAGCUGCCGACCGCGCGGUGUCCAAAUCUCAACAGUUGCUUCGCGGCUUGCUCGAAUCUGCACACCAUUUCGGUCUUGGCUCCAUCGCCGGCGCGUUUGGUGCAUUCAUGGUCUAUCCGAUCGAUCUGGUCAAGACACGCAUGCAAAACCAGCGGAGCACCCGACCUGGUGAACGACUUUAUGAGAACUCCAUCGACUGUGCCCGCAAGGUUAUACGAAAUGAAGGUAUUCGUGGCUUGUACUCGGGCGUACUGCCUCAAUUGGUCGGGGUUGCUCCUGAAAAAGCCAUCAAGCUCACAGUGAAUGAUCUCGUGCGAGGAAGAUUUACGGACAAGCAGACUGGCAAGAUCCCCCUCUGGGCGGAGAUCCUUGCUGGAGGUUCCGCAGGGGCGUGUCAAGUGGUCUUUACCAACCCGCUCGAAAUCGUCAAAAUCCGCCUGCAGGUCCAAGGUGAACUGGCCAAGAAAUCCGACGCGGUUCCCAAACGUAGUGCGAUGUGGAUCGUUCGCAAUCUCGGUAUCCUGGGCUUGUACAAGGGUGUCACAGCAUGCUUGUUGCGCGACGUUCCUUUUUCGGCCAUCUACUUCCCCACGUACAGUCACCUCAAGAGAGAUUUCUUCGGCGAAUCACCCACCAAGUCGUUGGGUGUAUUGCAGCUGUUGACUGCCGGUGCCAUUGCAGGCAUGCCAGCAGCAUAUCUCACGACCCCUUGCGAUGUGAUCAAGACCCGACUGCAGGUAGAAGCCCGUAAGGGAGAAGCAACAUACAACGGUCUCGGAGACUGCGCGCGCAAGAUUCUCAAAGAGGAAGGGUUCAAGGCCUUUUUCAAGGGCGGCCCGGCACGUAUCCUGCGUUCAUCACCGCAAUUUGGCUUUACGCUGGCAGCGUACGAAGUGCUGUCGAAGCUGCUCCCGUUCCCUGGUUCAGACGAGGCCGAGAAGAAGUCGGCAGGCGGAGUCACAGGCAGAGUGGAACCGGGCGUUGGCCUUAGGGAGGCAAAAGCCCCGUUACCGUACCUGCGCAGCCGGAAUGCUUUGAAGAUCUUGCUUGACCUGGACGUUAAUUUCGGCCGGGUCAAGCCGGGUCAGCUGCAGCAACAUGCCAUGGCAGCGGCAGCGGGCAAGGAGGCUGUCGAAAAAGGCGUUGGCUGGUUCGGAGGGAAACUGUGA
Fonsecaea multimorphosa CBS 102226 is the source of this 2136-nucleotide messenger RNA. RefSeq lists its product as uncharacterized. Gene Ontology annotation, biological process: L-glutamate transmembrane transport; malate-aspartate shuttle; aspartate transmembrane transport. Bases 1 to 2136 code for a protein of 711 amino acids. Gene Ontology annotation, molecular function: calcium ion binding; L-aspartate transmembrane transporter activity; L-glutamate transmembrane transporter activity. Lineage: Eukaryota; Fungi; Ascomycota; Eurotiomycetes; Chaetothyriales; Herpotrichiellaceae. The transcript has 3 exons. The record is from RefSeq and is a predicted model, not a curated record.